This is a messenger RNA of Westerdykella ornata, 3390 nucleotides long. Its product is annotated as cytochrome P450. The record is from RefSeq and is a predicted model, not a curated record. NCBI's taxonomy places the organism in Eukaryota, Fungi, Ascomycota, Dothideomycetes, Pleosporales, Sporormiaceae. The transcript is spliced from 7 exons. The coding region runs from base 329 to 3388 and encodes 1019 amino acids. Gene Ontology annotation, molecular function: oxidoreductase activity, acting on paired donors, with incorporation or reduction of molecular oxygen; zinc ion binding; monooxygenase activity. Gene Ontology annotation, biological process: regulation of DNA-templated transcription.
UGUGAAUAUAUGUGAAAGGCAAACCCUGCAGAUGCGACCCUUAAAAUGAAUAACUACGCAGUAAGAGGGGUCAGAUUUUCUAGAAUUUCCCCUAUUACCUUGGGCAAUACGACAACCUGACUUCCCAUAUGCAUCCGCAUACAUCCCUUGCAUCGCAGCUGGAUCCGGGAAGCGGAGCGCAUUAAGGCAAACGCAAGAAAAUGCGCCAAGUCACAUCAACGCACCUCUACUCCGUAUACGUAUACUACGUCUACCCCGCCUUCUCGCAGUUAAGAACCCCUCCUCGGACGGCAACCCUGGGAAACGCCGAGUUCAAUGGAGUGGGUCCAUGACGGGAUACAAAGCAGGAGGCCAACAGACCCAACUUUUGAAUCCCCAUCAUUAUUCCCUUGCAGAAAUCAAAAUGCCUGAACAGGACAUUCCCAGGCGGAGGCUGAAGUAUCGGUUGUCCUGCGACAUCUGCCAUGCCGCCAAGAUCAAGUGUGACUCGCAGAAGCCAUCAUGCCGCAGAUGUGCCGUCAAGAAGCUCGACUGCGUAUACAGCAUUUCGCACCGCAAGGGACGUCCACGAGAGAAGAGAAAAGGAAUGGAAGCCAUCGGCGGGACGAGCGGGUUGGCGGGACCAGAACCGAUGUCGAUGCAGGGACCGGAUAUUCGGACCCCACCAACCACCAACUUCGAGGCGCCCGUAACGGCUGAUGAACCAAGUGAGGCGUCCAGCUCGCAGCCUGCAAUCGACUCGCUUGCCUUCUCAACGGCCUUUGGAACCUUUGACCUGGACGAUGACUUUGACUUCGUCACAAUGCUUGGUUCCUUGGACGAGCCGCCCAUUUCAGAUGCCAACCUGACGCCCACCACGGCAACUUCGACAAGCCAAGGAGAGAGUAGAUAUGUCCUCUCGCCUGGGAUUCUGGAAUCGAACAAUCAGAGUCUGCUACCCCUCGCUGACGCGGGAUCAUCGUCACAGCCCGACCGCUCAAGCGACGGCUCAGCACACAGCGUGGGUCUGCAGCCGGAGCCAUUCUCUGGAACUGCCUUCAAUUCCUAUCUGGAUAACGCCGCAUCAUUGGAUCAGGCGUUUGGAAAUGGGCUCGGUCUGCUCCAGAAUGGUGCCCAAGUCGACGAUGCUUCGCAGCUGCGCAGAGGACAGGCAUCAGCCAGCCGCAGUUCCACGUAUCCCAGCGGUACAGAGGAGUUUUCUGACUUUCUCUCGCUGAGCGAAGAGGGACCACGGAGAGACGGCGGCUUAGCAAACUGUGACUGCUUCCCUGCACUGCUGCGGCGCAUCCGAUGUCUGAAAUCGAGGCAAAGGAGUCGAGGGCAGAUUCCAAUUGGCAGCGUUCUCAUGAUGGAGCGGGAGACAAAUGAGUGUCUUUCCAGACUGCAACGAUGCCAGAGCUGCGGGCAGGACAGUAUGGUUUAUCUGUUCGCAAUGGCCAGCGUCCGCAUUGUGUUGGACCUCAUGCAGAAGACGGUCCAGGAUGAGUUUAUGACGGGGAGCAAGAGGUCAGACUCUUCAGACUGCGACCGCAGUAGUCUCUACAUAGGCAACUUCAAGGUCCCCGCGAGAGCCAGGCGUCGCUAUCUGCGGGAGAUGCUGAGGGCGCGGUUUUCGAAGUUUCUGAUGCUUGUCGAGGAAAGGAAGAGGCUUGCGCACAGUGCUAGUCAGGACUGCUUUGCAAUAGGGGCUUCGGCACUGAUGGGAAACAUCGACCGGGAUUUGAAAACAAUCUUGGGGAGCACAACAGCAGAGAAAGAAAACCGAGGCGAAGAGAUCAAUGUGGUUCCUUCCAAUAAGCUGUUCUAUCACAUCUCUUUCCACGCACGAGAUUCGUAUCCCAGAGCAUACUGGUUCAACAUGUCGUCGCUUCCCCUUCUGAAUGGUGGCGUAUGGGGCUCUGGGGCCCUUCACGCCCGACCCUAUGCAAGCAGUGCUAUUAUCGGGGCAUUCUGUUUUAUUCUCAUGCUCCUUGCAGAUUACAUCAAUAACUGGCAGAAGAAAAGGCGUUUGGGAGGCAUCGCAAUUGUUGGUGAUGCGCCGCACCUUUGGAGACGCCUGCGAACGAAACCAGUCAAUCAUCGGAAAUAUUUCCAAGACGGUUAUGAUAAGUACAGCAAAAAGUCCAAGCCUUACGCGGUGUGGCAGCAGAAUGAUGACUUCAUCAUUGUCAUGCCGCCGGGAACUGAGGAAGAGAUCAAGAAUGUGGGACCAGAUCGGUUGAGCUUUUUGCAUGCCGUCGAUGAUAGCUAUCACUUCUGGUUACAUACAAAGAUUCUCGGACGCAGCCACAUCGAAGCCGUGCGCCUACUGAACAAGAACAUCAGUCAGGAACCUUUCCCGGCCUUCAUGGCUGUCUGGCACUUGACACACGUUGUGGCUUCCUCAUUCCUCAUUGGGCCAGAGUUCGCACGGAACCGCAAAUACAUCGAGGCAAUCAAGUACUAUUGCCUCCAGGCACCCGCCUUUGCGCACAUGUACUUUUGGCUCCCAGCACCCAUCCGGAGAAUAUACUGGUACCUCUCGCCCCAGGCAGCGGAGAUUCGCAAGAGCCUCAAGACAUUGAAAGGCGAAGUUGGCCCCGAGAUUCGACGGAACUUGGCUGCGUGGCGCAAGGGCGAGAAGGUGAGGAAGGAGCCCACUCUCCUUCGAUCCAUACUCGACGUCAAAGCCGAGACCGGACAAAUCAAACGAGACAUCAAAUCAGUGAACAAAGCAGACGAGGAGCGGGAGAUUGACCGGUUUGAGGAUGAAUUCAUCUUCACUGGAUUCGACAGCGCAGGCCCCGUCGUCUGUCUCGUCGUGCAGCUGCUCUUCGAAACGAUCCGCCACAAGCACGUCAUCGAUCCGCUGCGCCAGGAGAUUGCGGCGGCACUGGCAGCUAAUGGGGGCGAAUGGACGGAUCAAGCCAUGACUUCUAUGCCCCGACUCGAUGCCUUCACACGAGAGGUUCUGCGCGUGGAUGGGCCCACAUUGUUUAGUAUGACACGCUCCGUCCGUCAACCAGUGCAGUUGAAGACGCCUGGGGGGCUGCGCUUGCGUCCUGGCAGCAUGAUCACGAGCCCGUCGUGGAUGAUCCACAAUGACGAGGAUUUCUACGAGAAUGCAAAAGUAUUCGACCCGUGGCGAUUCUACGACGAGAAUACCAACACCGUCACCACCAAAGCGACUACGUCGAGCAACAAGUUCCUUGUGUACGGCUAUGGCACGGGCAUCUGCCCCGGCCGCCACAUUGGCGUUAGGUGGGCGCAGAUUCAGCUCGCAAAGCUGCUGAUGAGGUAUGAUGCGGAGUUUGAGGAUGUGUUGAAGGGGAAGCCGGAAAAUGUUGUCAUGCCCGGCAUGCUGCUGCCGCCAUACGAUGCGAAAAUCGUGUUUCGGCCACGGAAGUAGGC